UGCUCGCGGCAGACAGGAGCCGGCAGGCGGGUGCAGGUGGAUUAGGUUCAGGCGUCUUUCUCUCCACAGACAAGAGCCCCUCCCACGCGGACGCUCGCACCGCCCCGCGGCCCGUGAACAUGAACAAGGCUGCACAGAUGCAGGGCCCAGCCCUGCCCCCUCAGCACCUCGAAAGCGGCACGUCCAGGCGACGUGUCUGUCCAGAGUCCAAGAAAGCAGGGCUAGGCAGACCAGGCUGGCUCGUGGUCAGAGAACCUUCCAGGGAGGAGUGCAGGGGGUGGAGACCCCAGAGGGGCCCUGCUCCAGGGCUUGGCAGGCCCGGUCUCCCAGGGUCCGGGUCUGUGGCUCCCCACCCGAGGGUGCCACCCAGUGUACAGCGAAGGGGCUGGGCCUGGGGUUCCUGGGCCACAGAGAAACGUGCCCGUCCACCCCUCGCUCACCCGAGGCCUCAGAGACAGUCUGGCUCCACCGCCCGUGUCAGCGAUGCCCUCCUAGCCAGCCGCCACGGGAUGGAGGGCUUCAUGGACUCAGGGACACAGACGGAUGCCGUGGUGGUGCUGUCCUUGGCCCAGGCCGCCGUGCUGGGGCUGGUCUCGGAAAAUGAGCUCUUUGGAGCCACCAUAAGCGCCGAAGCCUUCUACCCCGACCUGGGGCCCGAACUGUCUGGGGUGGCCGUGGGGGAGCCGGGGCCCCCUGGCCCUGACCUCUACCAGCUGGCCUGCAACGGGCGCCCCCUGGAGGAGCCGGCGGAGGAAGAGGUGCUGGAGGUGGAGGCGGCCUUCGAGAAGCACACCCGGCGGAAGACGCGGCCGCCCGUCCGCCUGGUGCCCAAGGUCAAGUUUGAGAAGGUGGAGGAGGAGGAGGAGGAGGUGUACGAGGUGUCCGUGCCCGGCGACGACAGGGCCGCGGGCCCAGCCGAGGCCCCCAGCGAGGCGGCCGUUGGCGGCUGCGAGCCUCUGGUGCAGAGCAGCGCCGUGAAGAUGAUUGACCUCAGCGCCUUCAGCCGCAAGCCCCGGACGCUGCGGCCUCUGCCCCGCACCCCGAGGCCGGAGCUGGACAUGGCCCCCUUUGACCCCCACUUCCCUGACCCGGCCCGCGAUGGCUUCCCCGAGCCCAGCUUGGCGCUGCCCGGCCCGGAGGCCCUGCCCGCCGAGUGCGGCUUUGAGCCGCCGCCUCUGGCCCCCCUGAGCGACCCCGAGGCCCCCACCCUGGGGUCCCCGGAGCCCGUGAAGCCAGAGCAGGGCUUCGUGUGGCAGGAGGCGGGCGAGUUCGAGGCCGACGCGGCCGGCUCGACGGCAGAGCGCCACAAGAAGGCCCAGCUGGACCGGCUGGACAUCAACGUGCAGAUCGACGACUCGUACCUGGUGGAGGCGGGCGACCGGCAGAAGCGCUGGCAGUGCCGCAUGUGCGAGAAGUCCUACACGUCCAAGUACAACCUGGUGACGCACAUCCUGGGCCACAACGGCAUCAAGCCGCACUCCUGCCCGCACUGCAGCAAGCUCUUCAAGCAGCCCAGCCACCUGCAGACGCACCUGCUCACGCACCAGGGCACCCGGCCGCACAAGUGCCAGGUGUGCCAGAAGGCCUUCACGCAGACCAGCCACCUCAAGCGCCACAUGCUGCUGCACUCGGAGGUCAAGCCCUACAGCUGCCACUUCUGCGGCCGCGGCUUCGCCUACCCCAGCGAGCUCAAGGCGCACGAGGUGAAGCACGAGAGCGGCCGCUGCCACGUGUGCGUCGAGUGCGGCCUGGACUUCUCCACCCUGACGCAGCUCAAGCGCCACCUGGCCUCCCACCAGGGCCCCACCCUGUACCAGUGCCUCGAGUGUGACAAGUCCUUCCACUACCGCAGCCAGCUGCAGAACCACAUGCUCAAGCACCAGAACGUGCGGCCCUUCGUGUGCACUGAGUGCGGCAUGGAGUUCAGCCAGAUCCACCACCUCAAGCAGCACUCGCUCACCCACAAGGGCGUGAAGGAGUUCAAGUGCGAGGUGUGCGGCCGCGAGUUCACUCUGCAGGCCAACAUGAAGCGGCACAUGCUGAUCCACACGAGCGUGCGGCCCUACCAGUGCCACAUCUGCUUCAAGACCUUCGUGCAGAAGCAGACCCUCAAGACCCACAUGAUCGUGCACUCGCCCGUGAAGCCGUUCAAAUGCAAGGUGUGCGGGAAGUCCUUCAACCGCAUGUACAACCUGCUGGGCCACAUGCACCUGCACGCGGGGAGCAAGCCCUUCAAGUGCCCCUACUGCUCUAGCAAGUUCAACCUCAAGGGCAACCUGAGUCGCCACAUGAAGGUCAAGCAUGGCGUCAUGGACAUCGGCCUGGACAGCCAAGACCCCAUGAUGGAGCUGGCGGGCACAGACCCCUCAGAGAUGGACGGCCAGCAGGAGAUGGAGGACUUCGAGGAGAACACCUAUGCCUACGCGGGCGUGGACGGCAGCGCCGAGGCCAGCGUCCUCACGGAGCAGGCCAUGAAGGAGAUGGCCUACUACAACGUGCUAUAGCCCCGGGGGCCCGCGGCUGAGGGUGAGCUGCGCCUGCGGCCCCCGCCCGCCCCUUUGCACUGCCGGGGACUCAGACCAAACGCAGACUGCACAGCUGGGCUGGGCUGAGCUGGGCAGCGGGCACAGACCCAGGGGGGCGGGGGGAGGAAGGACAUGGCCCAGUCUCGCCUGCUGCUGUGGGAGGGGCUGCGUGGGCCGCGGACAGGGUGCCCCCGCGGGCAGGCCCCUCCAGAGGGUUCCUUGGUGGUCCCAACCCCAGAGGAGGUGCCUGAGCGCGGCCCUGCUUCUCCUCUAGACCACUCCUGCCUCCGGGGCCGUCUGCCCGAGCCAGCCACACUGCCCACUGCCCCCUGCCCGGCCCAAACCCUGUCCCCUCCCUGUCCAUGGACAGCCAGGCAGGGUGCUCUGCCUUCUACCUCCUGGUGCCUCCUUGAGCCCCCGCCCCCAAGCCAGGCGUGCAAGCGCCCGGGGUCAGCCCAGCCCACUCACGUCCUCUGGCCCGUCCUGCUGCCCUGGGGGGGCGGGUGUCCCCAGAGCAGGUCUCCACAAACGUCAUCCAGUUCUACCUUAACCCCCGGCCCCCCACCCCACCCCCUAGCCUUGCAUCAGGGACACAAGACAGGCGGCCGGCCGGCCCUCCAGGGCGGGGCAGGCACAGCGCAGGGGCCCUGGGGACGGGGCUGUCCUCCCAGGAGGCCGAGGGCCGCCCGCGGGGGCCGGCGAGAGUUCCUGUUGAAGGCGGUACAGGCGUCCGCAGGCUCCAGGGAAGAGCGGCGCGUUUGAAAAGGAAAGCGAGGACCAGACAGAAAACGACACUUUUUCUUGGAGCGGGCGGGGUAUUCCGAAGGUGACUUAUUCUUUUCCACCCCCGCCAUCUCUCCUCUCUGGCGGGGAGCGUGUCCUGUGCGGCCUGGCCCGGAGGUGCAGCUGCAGGCAGGACGCCCGGGAGGGCGGGCAGAGCCGGGAGGCCCUCCGCUCCCGGCCCCGCCCCCCGGCCCCCCAAUCUGCUCGGCCUGCAGUCCCCGCCCGCUCUCGUCUCUGCCCCCGUGCCAGCUCCUGCCCUGGCACCCACAUGCCGGCCCUGGGCGGUGAAAUAGCACAUUCAGGAAUGCGGGGCGCCCGCAAGGAGGGGGCACCCGAGCUUCAGCACCCCGCUGGAUCCUCAGUGAAGGGCCCAGCCGGGCCUCAGGGUGGGGUCAGGAGGAGGGUGGGCCAGGCAGCCUCUCAGCCAGGUGGCCCUGCCUCCCGCCAGAGCUCGCUGAGCAGCAGCCAGGGGCUGGGUCUCCCCAAAGCGGCUCCAGACCCCGAGGCGCCGGCCCCAGGCGCCGCCGUGACGCCCCUCAGGUGGCAGUGACCUGGUCACUGUGGAAGACGUUUCCUCCUGCUGAGCAGAAGCGCCGUCCCCCACAAACUACCUCCUCCCAAGUCUUUCUCCCCUGGUACCAAAAAGAACCCUGCACCUCUGCCCCGCCUGCCCCUGCCCGCGCAGCGGCCUCGGCCUCGGCCCCCGGGAGGAGGCCUGACCGAUGGGCCCCCCGCAGCCCACCCCGGCGCCCUCUGCGGCCCACACUUGAACGCCCGCCUGGCCCGCGCCUGGCCCCGCCGAGGGGACCGCACGCCUCAGUCUGGGCGGGGUGCCUCGACCAGACCCCGUGCUCAGCCCUCAGCCCGCGCGGCUCGCGGCGACUUGGAGACUCCUGGGCCGACUCCACGCUAACUUAUUUUGAUGUGUACCACUUAGAACUCCAAUCGUGCGAAGCCCUACUGUGUUUUUAUGUUCCAGUUGAAAGAGUUUACUUAGCAAUAAUUAUAAAUAAAUGAAUAUUCUUUAGCGAGGUGACUGAGCGUGCUUCCUCCCGUGGCACUGGGGACCUCGUCCUCGCCCUGCCCCGGGUUUCGGAAGGAAUCCCCACCCCGGCUUCCCAGCUCCGCCGCGGAGGGGGGCCGGGGGGCCCAGAGCAGCCUGUGGUAUGAGAACACACAGAGCACC
Molecule: messenger RNA, 4494 nt
Organism: Talpa occidentalis (Iberian mole)
Lineage: Eukaryota; Metazoa; Chordata; Mammalia; Eulipotyphla; Talpidae
Gene: ZNF710
Product: zinc finger protein 710
Exons: 5
Coding region: 120-2504 (794 amino acids)
Biological process (GO): regulation of transcription by RNA polymerase II
Molecular function (GO): RNA polymerase II cis-regulatory region sequence-specific DNA binding; DNA-binding transcription factor activity
Source: RefSeq, a predicted model, not a curated record